ACCCUUCCGCUACGCCAGAUCGAGGCUGCCCUCCACCACCGGCAUUCCCAGUAUGCACCGCGGACUGAGCUGCGAAAAAUAGUCCGCUAACGAAAGGCUGAGAAAAGGGAACCAGAAAAGGGGUAGCUCACAGCUAAAUCCGCGAGUUCAUCUGUAUUUAACGUAACCAGAAGCGAUAACAUGGCUGACAACGAGAAACUGGACAACCAGCGACUGAAGAAUUUCAAGAAUAAAGGCCGUGAUUUGGAGACUAUGAGAAGACAGAGGACUGAAGUAGUGGUGGAACUCAGAAAGAACAAAAGAGAUGAGCAUCUUCUGAAGAGGAGAAAUGUUCCCCACGAGGACAUCUGUGAGGACUCUGAUGUUGACGGAGAUUUCAGAUCGCAAAACACCUCUCUUGAAGCAAUAGUACAAAAUGCUACCAGUGAUAACCAGGGCGUCCAGCUGAGCGCUGUCCAGGCUGCCAGGAAAUUGUUGUCCAGUGACCGUAAUCCUCCCAUAGAUGACCUGAUUAAGUCUGGGAUCCUUCCUAUCCUGGUGCAUUGCCUGGACAGAGAUGACAACCCCUCUCUCCAGUUUGAGGCAGCCUGGGCUCUAACCAACAUAGCCUCGGGGACCUCAGAGCAGACUCAAGCUGUGGUCCAGUCUAACGCUGUGCCGCUCUUCUUGAGGCUGCUUCACUCUCCUCACCAGAAUGUGUGUGAACAGGCCGUCUGGGCUCUGGGAAACAUCAUAGGUGAUGGCCCUCAGUGCAGAGAUUAUGUGAUCAGCUUGGGUGUGGUGAAGCCUUUGCUCUCCUUCAUCAGUCCCUCCAUCCCCAUAACCUUCCUCCGCAAUGUCACUUGGGUCAUGGUCAACCUGUGCCGUCACAAGGACCCUCCACCACCCAUGGAGACAAUCCAGGAGAUACUGCCAGCUCUCUGCGUUCUGAUCCACCACACUGACGUCAGUAUCUUGGUAGACACAGUGUGGGCUCUGUCCUACCUGACAGAUGCUGGGAACGAGCAGAUCCAAAUGGUUAUUGACUCCGGCAUUGUCCCACAUCUGGUACCUCUGCUCAGUCACCAGGAGGUUAAAGUUCAGACCGCUGCCCUGAGGGCUGUUGGGAACAUUGUGACCGGCACAGACGAACAGACCCAGGUGGUGCUCAAUUGUGACGCCCUCAGCCACUUCCCUGCGCUCCUCACCCACCCGAAGGAGAAAAUCAACAAGGAGGCAGUGUGGUUCCUGUCCAACAUCACAGCAGGUAACCAGCAACAGGUGCAGGCCGUCAUUGACGCCAAGCUGGUUCCCAUGAUCAUUCACCUGCUCGAUAAGGGUGACUUUGGCACGCAGAAAGAAGCAGCCUGGGCCAUCAGUAACCUGACAAUAAGCGGGAGGAAAGAUCAGGUGGCACACCUGAUUGAGAAGCAGGUGAUUCCUCCAUUCUGCAACCUGCUCACAGUGAAGGACGCUCAGGUUGUGCAGGUUGUUCUCGAUGGCCUCAGCAAUAUCCUAAAAAUGGCUGAUGACGAGGCAGAAACUAUUGCUAACCUCAUUGAGGAAUGCGGAGGUCUGGAAAAGGUGGAGCAACUGCAGAAUCAUGAAAAUGAAGAUAUCUACAAAUUGGCAUACGAAAUUAUUGAUCAGUUCUUCUCAUCUGAUGAUAUCGAUGAAGACACCAGCCUGGUCCCAGAGGCCAUCCAGGGCGGAACUUACGGCUUCAACUCAGCCAACGUGCCAGCCGAGGGAUUCCAGUUCUAGACGGCAUCUGGGGUAUUCUGGAGUUUUGUUCACGAUGCAGCACUCUGUUCAACAUAUAAAAAAUUAGGAGAGAAAGGGCGAGAGAGAGCGAGUGUGAGAAAUUUGAUCCAUUGUGCUUGGCUCGUGGGAUCCAUGGCUGCAUCUUAUCUGAGAGAAAAAUAUGUGGAUUUCAUUUGGCAUUCCAGGGGAACCAGCCCAAAUGAAGUUUGAGAUGGCGAGUGGGUGCGAGUGAGAAUGAGUGGCUACAUGUUGCAAAAAAAAGCAAAACAUCUACAUCGAAUGCGUUGAGAGACAUGCCGACAUAACUUCUGUGUUAUUGGAGCUGUCGUCCUCGGAAAACUACUUCAAAUGACAAGAAAAACGAAAAUAAGAAACUCUGUCUGCCCAGGGAGAACCAAGGACAUUAAAAAAUAAUAAGAAAAUCAAGUGAUCUUGAAAUAUUACAAUACAGCAAAAUGCAGAAAUGAUUAUAACUAUGAUUAUGAACUGAGAUGAACAACGAACCAUCACAAUUCUGCGGUCCUCCGACUAGAGAGGGCGCCAGCCUCAAUGUGCCCCUCCCCCAAUCGGCCACGCUAUCAGACAUGUGUGUGAAUGGACCCAUUGUGUACGAAUGUCUGGACUCAGCGCUGAGGAGCCAGGUUCAUCUCCUCCAACGAGACGCCCCCCCACGCGGGGCGCAGUCCUCUCCCCCUGGUGGGCGGGGCCAGGAGUCCGGCUGCGCGUGUUCGCAUGUUGCGAGAGAGUGGACGGAUGAGUCGUGUGUGCUUGGCUGCGUGCGUGAACUGGGAGUGUGCGAGACUGGGUGAGAACGCAUGCAGAGAUGAGGAAAAAUGAAAAAACAACCAACAACAACAAAAAAAGAUACAAAAACAUCUGAAGAGAAAAAAUUGCAACAAUGAGGUUCGCAAAGGUUUCAGGAAGAAAUUCUGCCUUUGAGAGGCUGAUCUGCGAAAUCCCUGAAAGAAGGAACUGUGGAUAUGAGAAAAUCAUCGUCAUCACCAGGAUUUUGUUUUUGAUUUAUUAAGUUAGUAUUAAUUGACACUGGACAAUGUUAUUGGCAGGUGUGGAGCAGCAGUGCAUUGUAUUAAGAUGCAUUUGGUGGCUUUUGGGCUUUUUCUUUUUGCCUCCAGUGUAUUUUUUUUUUUCUUUCUUUUUUCCUUUUUUUAUGACUUUGUUUUCCAGCUUUUAGUUUCAUAUCGCUUCUGUAAAGGUGAUUGAUGACCAUCGUACUCCAUCCUCACACCACAUCCCUAACCUGCACACCACAUAUGGGCUUGAUGCUGUGAAAUUGUUGACACCUUCACUUUAUAAUCAACCAAAUGACCUGUUCCUCCUUGUAACUCCUUUAUUUUUUCUCCCACCCCCCUUUUUCCCUUCAAUUUACAGCAAAAUCACUGCUUUGCAGUACUGUUGCCAUAGCUUUGAUUGUCACCAAGGGAGAAGAGAACAAUGGCCAUUUCACGUAGGAUUGUGAAUCAUAACCUUUGCAUGUACUAAACUAUAGCACAGUUAUUUUUUAGGGUAUUUUAGUUUCCUUAGGCUGUGGAUACAGUGUAAUUUUCAUUUUAAGUAAAACUGUGCUUAAAUGUUACAUGUCUCCCCUUCCCCUUUUCCCUCACUAGUGUCUGAUUUGCUAAAUAAUCUAUAUGGUUUUUGCACAUGUACUGCAAAGUGAGGCCUGACGUCUUUCUGAAGGUGUGCUGGUGGGUUUUUAUAGGUUUUGACCUGCCAGCAAAAUCUCAAUAUGCAUCACUCACUCAACCACAAUCUGUUGUCUUUCGAGAGUAAUCCAAGGAUGCUUUUUAGUGAGAAAAUGAGUUUAUUUCAGGAGGUGGUUUAACCUCCCCCGCUUUUUUUUUCUCAAGGUCAGAGGGUGUCCCACACAUCAGACUGGAGUAUGUGGGGUUUCCUGAAUAAUAUAUAAACCCAUGAACAAGUUUGCUGUAACUUUAGUACCUGAGUCCUUUAGCCCCAUUACUCCCCUUUUGUCUUUCUGCCAGCUAGAUGUACAAGCUUACCCCUUUCAUUUUUUUGUGUUAACUUCAAACACUGUAGUAAUGAUUACACAUUGUGCUCAUAAAUAAGCUUUCUGUUUGAACAUAGGGGUAUUCUUUUGCAGCAUUCCUUGUUAGCAAACGUGGUUUCAAAUUUAAAAUUACGACCUGGAAAGAAAAAAUAAAUAAAUGAAUGAGGUGGUUCCCCCCCCCCCCCCCCAAGCAAAGUCAUUUUUCGGGGAGAUAGGAUACAGGAUAGGUUGUCUUCGAGAAAAUAAAUAGUGAAACCCAAAUCGA
Molecule: messenger RNA, 4037 nt
Organism: Oreochromis niloticus (Nile tilapia)
Lineage: Eukaryota; Metazoa; Chordata; Actinopteri; Cichliformes; Cichlidae
Gene: kpna4
Product: karyopherin alpha 4 (importin alpha 3)
Exons: 17
Coding region: 181-1743 (520 amino acids)
Biological process (GO): protein import into nucleus
Cellular component (GO): cytoplasm
Molecular function (GO): protein binding; nuclear import signal receptor activity
Source: RefSeq, a predicted model, not a curated record